Molecule: messenger RNA, 2745 nt
Organism: Drosophila biarmipes
Lineage: Eukaryota; Metazoa; Arthropoda; Insecta; Diptera; Drosophilidae
Product: homeotic protein labial
Exons: 3
Coding region: 203-2104 (633 amino acids)
Biological process (GO): regulation of transcription by RNA polymerase II
Cellular component (GO): nucleus
Molecular function (GO): RNA polymerase II cis-regulatory region sequence-specific DNA binding; DNA-binding transcription factor activity, RNA polymerase II-specific
Source: RefSeq, a predicted model, not a curated record
ACGUCGUCGUCCGGGAGUCGUGUUCGCAGUUCGAUAGAGAUAAACCCAAACCCAACCGAUACCACUCGACCGUCGCGCAAUAUUCUCGAGGAGCAAACAUAAGAAACAAAUACUUCAAGAACUGUGUGCGGCUAAGUGAAGUGAACUGAGAGAUAUACCGGUUAUAUCGGAGUUGGCGAAAGUGCGGUUCCGGCUGGACAAUAUGAUGGACGUAAGCAGCAUGUACGGCAACCACCCGCACCACCACCACCCACAUGCCAACGCCUUCGACGGCUACAGCACCACCACGGCGGCCACCGCCAAUGCCAGCAGCUACUUCGCCCCGCAGCAGCACCAGCACCACCUGCAGCAGCAGCAACAUCAGCAGUUGCAGCAGCAGCAUCUCAGCUACAGCGGCUACGAGAGCAGCUCCCCCGGCAACUACUAUCCGCAGCAGCAGGCACAGUUGACUCCGCCGCCCACCAACCACCAGGUGGUGCAGCAGCAGCAGCAGCAGCAACAGCAGCAGCAACAGCAGCAGCAACAGCAGCAGGCGCAGCAGCAGCAGCUCUAUCCGCACUCGCACCUCUUCAGCCCGAGUGCGGCGGAGUACGGCAUCACCACGAGCACGGCCGCGGGAAACCCGGGUACUCCGCUGCACCCCAGUAGCCACUCGCCGGCGGACUCCUACUACGAAAGCGAUUCGGUGCACUCGUACUACGCCACAGCUGCCGUGGCCACCGUUGCCCCACCCAGCAACAGUUCGCCGGUGACCGCCACCAACGCCAGUGCCAACAGCAACACGCAGCAGCAACAGCAGCAGCAGGCGGCGAUCAUCAGCUCGGAGAACGGGAUGAUGUACACCAACCUGGACUGCAUGUAUCCCACGGCACAGGCCCAGGCUCCAGUCCACGGGUACGCCGGCCAGAUAGAGGAGAAGUACGCCGCCGUGCUGCAUGCCAGCUAUGCCCCCGGAUUGGUGCUGGAGGAGCAGGACCCCAUGAUGCAGCAGGCCACGCAGUCGCAGAUGUGGCACCACCAGCAACACCUGGCCGGGGGCUACGCCCUGGACGCCAUGGACUCUCUGGGGAUGCACGCGCACAUGCACCACGGCCUGGCCCACGGACACCUGGCCAACCUGGCCGGCAACUCGCACCAGCAGCACCCCCAGCUCCAGCAGCAGCAGCCGGCGCACCAGCAGCAGCAACACCCGCAGAACCAAUCGCCAGCGGCACAGCAGCAGCACCAGAACUCCGUUUCGCCCAACGGCGGGAUGAGCCGCCAGCAGCGCGGAGGAGUGAUCUCCCCCGGCAGCUCCACGUCCUCCUCCACCGCCUCCGCCUCGAAUGGCGCGCAUCCUGCGAGCACACAAUCGAAAUCGCCGAAUCAUUCCAGCAGCAUCCCCACCUACAAGUGGAUGCAGCUCAAGAGGAAUGUUCCCAAGCCCCAAGCACCGAAACUACCUGCCAGCGGGAUUGCCAGCAUACACGACUACCAGAUGAAUGGACAGAUGGACAUGUGCCGUGGCGGAGGAGGCGGGGGCAGCGGCGUCGUGAGCGGCCCUGUGGGCGUUGGGGGCAACGGGUCCUCUGGGAUCGGAGGUGUCCUGGCCGUGCAGAACUCCCUGAUGAUGGGCAACAGUGCGGCGGCGGGCAGUGCCCAUCCCAACGGCAUGGGCGUGGGCCUGGGCAGCGGAUCCGGAUCCGGACUGAGCAGCUGCAGCCUCUCCGGCAGCACCAACAACUCUGGCCGGACGAACUUCACCAACAAGCAGCUGACCGAACUGGAAAAGGAGUUUCACUUCAACCGCUACUUGACGCGCGCGCGACGCAUAGAAAUCGCCAACACGCUCCAGCUAAACGAAACUCAGGUUAAGAUCUGGUUCCAGAACCGCCGUAUGAAACAGAAGAAGCGGGUGAAGGAGGGCCUCAUUCCGGCGGACAUUUUGACGCAGCACUCCACGCCCGUGAUCAGCGAGAAGCCCCCGCAGCAGCCACAACAGCCGCCGGAGCUGCAGAUGAAGCCGCAGGUCGGAGAUCUGGGCGGGAGUGAUCUGGCCGCAGGAGCAGCUUUGGCACCUCCCACAACAUUAGCACUGACAGCACCGGCAACCAAGCAAAGUUGAAGGACUUUCUUCUAUGUUAGUUGUUAUUGUUAUGCUGUUGUUGUUGCUGCCGCCAAAAUAUUGACGCAUUUCGUUGUGAUAAAUUAAUAGAGAAUGCACAGAAGAUCGUAAAAAACUAAAUAAGGAAAUACAAUAAUUUAAUAAAUAUUAUGUCACGUAGCAAAUCGGGAGUGUAAGCCCAUACAAAAUGUGUAAUCAAACGCUAGGAACUUGUGGAAUCGAGGUGCCAUAUUCAUCUAGGGGCUGUAAAUACUUAAACUAACAUUUCGCAUUGCCGCAGCUAAUGUUUAUUGGACUAGCAUAAACCGAACUCAGGGUUAUUAAAAAAUUAAACUUACUUAAAAGCACGCAGAGCAAUUGACAAAAUACGAAUACAAAAAUCAAAAGGAGAAUCCAAAACUAAAAUAUUUGAAACUUUACAAGAACUAUACCAAGUAGAACCCCUAGCGUAAACCCCCGCCCACCACCCCCACUCGUCUGUAGUAUUAUUAGAUAAGUUUUAGGAUGCCCCGAGUUAUUCGUUUUGUGCUAGAAAGUAAUCGGUGAAACAAUCUUGAUGUACGUCUGUAUAUUUAAUCUAGUCCUAAUUGUAAUAUAAAUAUAACUGUACAACACAAGUAUGAAUAAACAAUAAACGAGAA